CGCCUCUGUCCAUCAGCACACCAGAGUUUGCUUCAUUUCGUGGCUGCUUCAUAAAGCGCAGAGUAAGUGCAAGCCUGCGACACAACGCACCUGACCGACUCCCUGAUCGACACCCUGCACCGCUCCCCAACUGCGCUAUGGGUGGUGUCCCGCUGUUGCUGGUAGCGCUACUGACGCUGCAGCGGUCAUGGACAGCUGCCGUGCGCGGCAGUCCUUCGAUCGUGGGCGGCGGCUCGCUGGCCAACCCUCCGCAGACGGUGUCCUCGGAGGAGGUGACUACUGGCCUCGGCCACUAUGACUAUGACAAGGUGCUCGAGCUGUCGCUGCUCUUCUAUGAGGCCCAACGCUCCGGGCAUCUGCCCAAGGACAACCGCGUGCCCUGGCGCAGCGACUCGUGCCUUAAGGACCGCGGACAGCACGGAGAAGACCUCGAGGGUGGAUACUAUGACGCUGGCGAUUUCGUCAAAUUUGGCUUCACGAUGGCGAGCACGACCACUCUGCUGGCCUGGGGCAUGCUGUCCUACCGGGAUGCAUAUGAAGUUGCAGGUCAGCUCAAGUACGGCAGGGCGGCUAUCAAGUGGGCCACCGACUACUUCAUCAAGUGCCACGUCAGCCCCAACGAGUUCUACGGCCAGGUCGGCGACUUCAACCUGGACCACACAUUUUGGGGCCGGCCCGAGGAUCUCAACAUGAGCAGGCCCUCCUACAAAAUCGACACGCAGCACCCUGGCUCGGAUUUGGCUGGCGAAACUGCUGCCGCUCUUGCGGCCGCGUCGAUGGUCUUCAGGGCGGACAAACCUGAUUACGCGACCAAGUGUUUGACACACGCCAGACAAUUAUACAGAUUUGCCAGCCAGUACAGGGGACUGUAUCACGAAGCCAUCAAGGGAGCUCAGCAGUAUUACGAAUCUACUGACUAUGGUGACGAACUGACAUGGGCAGCCGCUUGGCUGUACAAGGCUACGAACGAAUCACAGUACUUGGACGAAGCCGAGCACCACUAUAUGAAGUUCCGUCUAAAAGAAAGACCGAACGAGUUCUUCUACAACAAGAAGGUGGCCGGCGUGCAGGUUCUGCUCGCUCAACUGACUGGCAAGAGCGAAUAUCUGGAAACGGCCAAGGCGUUUUGCGACUUCACUGUGCACUACCAAAAGAGAACUCCCAAAGGUUUGGUAUACAUCGACAAAUUCGGGACUCUUUGCCACGCUGCCAAUGUCGCCUUCGUUUGUCUGCAGGCCGCUGAUACUGGAAUCUCGGCUAGCAAGUACAGAGACUUCGCGGUGCAACAGAUCCACUAUAUGCUCGGUGAUUCUGGUCGCAGCUUUGUCGUUGGCUUUGGAAAGAAUCCCCCCAAACAAGCCCAUCACGCUGCCAGUUCGUGCCCAGAAAGACCUGCUCCUUGCAGUUGGGAGGCCUUCCACCGCCCUGGUGCGAAUCCUCAGGUGCUAAAAGGUGCCGUGGUUAGUGGGCCUGACGAGAACGACUACUACGAGGACAACAGGGAAGAGUACGUUUACAAUGAAGUCACCCUCGACUACAACGCCGGAUUCCAGUCGGCCGUGGCUGGUCUGCGGCAGUUGCUGCUGGAGAAGCAGAGGCACUAGACAAACGCAAAUUCCUUGCAAAAUCAAAAUGCUUAAUUUUGACCGUCAAAAACUUAACCGCUCAAUCAUCAAGAAAAUUAAUUCCUUCAACCCUGCUGAGCAUUGAAGGUGUCUUAAAUUUUACGCUUAGCUCUGGUUUUAAUAUAUAUGAAACUUCCUGACCAAUGAAAUAAACAUUUAAUCAUUUCGCUCGUGCCAUCUGAUGUCAGGACAUUCGAGAUCGUGUUUUGGUCUGUGAAGGUGAGAGUUACGAGGCACGGAAUCUCAAAAUUUGUUUAAGUUAUCACGUUGGUACAAAUUUGAAUGGUCCGAGAUAUAACUUUCAAGCAAUUUUUGCUCAUGUUGAUCUAGUGCGCUCGUACUCGGUGUCUCAAAUUAAAAUCCAUCUAAAUUCAGAUAUUUGUGGUUUUUAAGUGGCUGAUUUGAAAGACAAAAAUCAUGCUCCAAAAUUUUGGUGUGAAUUUUACCUCUAUGCUUACUUAACCACUGUGAGCAUCUCUACGGAGAUGCGAGAGGCAGUUUUAUUACACAGCAAUAGCAAUAGAAAGUUGUUUAGCACGCAAGUCGCAAGUAUUUUCACAUUCCAGCACUCACCAGUUAACGAAAACUAAAUAAUUAUUGUUGUGGACGAGGCCACUGUGUUGUACGAAUGUUUCAAUUGAAGUGGAAAUUAAGGCUGUGUAACGAUGUAAAGUAACACUUUAAUUGAUUUUCAUAUUUGUUUAGGUUGUACAUGUUAGAAAUCCUUAAAAAUUGACCUUUUCCCAAGGAGUUAUUUUUAUGAUAGAGAAAUUAUUGUAAUACAAAAAAGUUUAACUGUAAGAGCCUCUUUUUUGUGCAUUUGUACUUACAACUUAUGCGUGCGUUUGGCUCCUUAUGAUUCCAUAACAACUAGGUAGUUGGUAGAUAGAUUACGAUUAAUUAAGUUUAAGGAGUAAUUGACACUAGAGCAGGAGAUGUUUUUAGCUCGGGAAUUCUUGCCCCAGGACCGAAUCUUUGGUGGGAAAGGUUUUAAUGCACUUUUAGGUUUACACCCAGAGUGAGUCCAAUGUUUUUUAACUGCUGCUAUAUAAUAAAGUAAGAGUAAAAUCCUAA
This is a messenger RNA of Cloeon dipterum, 2699 nucleotides long. RefSeq names its product endoglucanase E-4-like. Gene Ontology annotation, biological process: carbohydrate metabolic process. The coding region runs from base 138 to 1604 and encodes 488 amino acids. The record is from RefSeq and is a predicted model, not a curated record. NCBI's taxonomy places the organism in Eukaryota, Metazoa, Arthropoda, Insecta, Ephemeroptera, Baetidae. The transcript is spliced from 9 exons. Gene Ontology annotation, molecular function: hydrolase activity, hydrolyzing O-glycosyl compounds.